This is a messenger RNA of Talaromyces marneffei, 1944 nucleotides long. RefSeq lists its product as uncharacterized. Lineage: Eukaryota; Fungi; Ascomycota; Eurotiomycetes; Eurotiales; Trichocomaceae. The transcript is spliced from 2 exons. The record is from RefSeq and is a predicted model, not a curated record. The coding region runs from base 1 to 1944 and encodes 647 amino acids. Gene Ontology annotation, molecular function: heme binding; peroxidase activity. Gene Ontology annotation, biological process: response to oxidative stress.
AUGGAGUCUGCAGCUCAAUUCCUCGGCGAUAUCGCGACCAACUCCAAGGUCAUCUUAAAAGGAACCAAAGACCAUGUCGACGGCAUCAUCGCAGACCUGCACGCCGUCGGUCUGAAAACCACAGCGGAAGACGCCCAAUCCCUCGCGACAUAUCUCGCACAAAUGAAGACGGGAGACGGCGUGGAUGACCGGGCGAUGAGACAGGAAAAGCUUAUGUCUUGGUUAUUCAAGCUGCCCCUGGAACCCAAAUCCGCCGUGGGCAGUACCCUCGAACAUGGGGUUGUUCAGUCGCUGUGGGACACGCUUCCGAAUCCAUGUCCCGGCUGGACCCAACAUUCUGGUCCUCAGUAUCGGCGUGCGGAUGGCUCGUUUAAUAAUCUCUAUGAACCGCGAGUUGGCCGGGCGGGCGAGGCGUACAUUCGCAACGUCGUGUCCCGCAGGGAUCAGAGCAAGGACUUGCCUAGCCCCGAGGAUGUUUUUGAGAAGCUCUUCAGGAGACGGACGCCGGCUGAUGGGGGAUUCAGAAAGCAUCCUUGCGGCAUAUCGGCCAACAUGUUUUAUAUGGCGACUUUGAUCACGCAUGACUUGUUCAAUACCGACAUCACGAACCGUUUCAGAAACAAGACGACGAGCUGGAAUCAAGAAAUGCAAGACUCUGUCCGCGAUAAAGCAGGCCACUGCGGAAAGCUUCAUGCCGAUGUCUUUGCCGAUCCUCGUCUGGAUUUAAAACCACCAGGCGUCAUCGCCAUGGCCCUCCUCUGGUGCCGAAACCACAACUGGAUCGCCGAACAGUUACUGAUCGAAAGCAAAGAUGAUCCACGCUUUUCCGCCGUACCGAAGAAUGACGACCAGCAAGGCCUGGAGCUUCUUGACGAGCACCUGUUUCAGACAGCGAGGAACAUCAACGUCGGCACGUUUGCGACGGUAGUGCUGAAAGAUUAUGUGCGCAUGCUGUUAGGUAUCAAUCGGGAAAACACAACGUGGACUUUGCCAAUCAAUCAAGAAUUUUCCCCUUCCACCAAAAAUGACAUUCCAAAAGCUACAGGUAAUCAGUGCUCGAUUGAGUUCAACUUCAUCUACCGCUGGCAUAGCGCAAUUUCCGUGGAAGACGAGCAGUGGAUCGAAGGGCUCUUUGAAGAUCUAGAAAAGAGAUUGGGUCCAAACUGGAUGAAUAACAGGCUGGGCUCGAUAUUACCUGCCCGUAUUCCAGCGUUUGUCCAAGAACGACAUGACGAGCGUGCAUCGACCGACCCCCGUUGUAGGACCUACUUUGCCUUAAAUCCUGAAGUCAAGCGUGACCCCAAAACUCACAAGUACCCCGACGCCGCUCUUGCCGACUUCAUCAAACGGGCCACCGAGUCGAGCGCUGGCGCUUUCGGUGGUCGUCAAGUACCCAACGUAUUCAAAGACAUCGAAAUCAUGAGCAUACGACAUGCUCGCGAGUUAGGGGUCUGUACGCUCAACGAGCUCCGCACACUCUGCAAUCUGCGCCCAUACAGAACCUUUUCAGAGAUGAACGAUAAUGAAGCCAUCGCCACUGCUCUGAAGGAUCUGUACGGCGACAUCGCAGACGUCGAGCUGUAUCGCGGUCUUGUCGCCGAACAGGCCAAACCUAGGCAAGAGGCUACAGGCCUAUGCGCCGGUCGUACAAUCACCUACGUAAUCCUUUCCGAUGCCGUUGCGCUGGUCCGUGGAGACCGGUUUCUGACCACGGAACUCAAUCCGUACAACCUGACCAAAUGGGGAUAUGAUGAGAUUCAACCAGAUAAUAGCUGGAGUUUUGGGAAUGUGCUAGGCGACAAGUUGUUGAAUCGGCAUUUGGGGGAGGAGAAUAUGCCCCGUGAUUCGAUUUAUACGCAGUACAUGUUUUCGACGCCGGAGGAGACGACAAGGAAUAUUAAAAGGUUUGGAAUGGAAAAGGUAUAUAGAGAGACGAGGCUCUGA